AUGCUCCCCUCUUCGUCCAGUCAGGUGCCCGAUCAACGGAAAGGACAUCUCAAAUUGGGCAUCGUAUCUAUCUCAUUUCCCGCUGGCGAUAGCAGCACCAGUCAGACAGGACAGGACUCCAAGGCCGGCCAGCCCAGGACGGGCGACACCAGGUCCAGGAGGACAUCGUCUUCGGUAUCCUCAACUUCCUCAACUCCUUCAGCACAAGAACAGCCCAGUAUUGGGCUCACAGAGAGGCUCUUCAACUUGGCGAAACAAAAGCACGACAAAUCCUCCUCUUCGACCGACAUGAGAAUUUCCAACGAAGGCUACCAAAAAGCAAAAAACCAUGCUACUCAGCAGCAGCAGCCUUCGACACAGCAGAGAACAACAUCAGAGUCCAUCUACGAAUGCUGGGAUGACUUUUUGAAGGCGUAUAGUCAGGGUCACUUUCCCGACGAUGCCCAGAUCCGUCCCAAACACCUUGGUCCUGACCUACCCCCGUUCCCGCCCUACGCAUGUGCGCUCAUGCAGUCUCAGCCGCCACCGUUCUUGGCGGCCCCACUUCCUCCCAAUGAGGAACAGCGCCUUCGGGCGUUGUACAGCUUCCAAAUCCUUGACACUGGCACCGAUUUGAACUUUGACAGGAUAGCUCAGCUGGUCGGGACGGUCUUGAGGGUCAGUGGGUGCAUGAUAUGUCUUGUGGACCAGGACAACGUCGCUAUCAAGGCUAGCUAUCGCGCAGCCAACAUGGAGUGUCGGAGAGAGGUCUCACUCAGCGCACAUGCUAUCCUCAGGGCACCCGAUGAUCCUUUGGUUAUUUUGGAUGCAACAAAGGACUGGAGAUUCAAUGGACUACCAGCUGUGAAAGGAGUACCUCUGGUGAGAUUCUACGCCGGCGCUGCCCUCGCAACAUCAGACGGGAACAACAUUGGAUCACUCUGCGUCAUCGAUCCUGAGCCAAGAGCGACGUUUACGGAGAAGGAGCGCUUAUUGCUGGUCGACUUUGCUGCCGUCGUGAUGAGGGAGAUGACACUCUGGAACGACCAAGUGAAUCUGUGCAUCCGGACUCGUAUGAUGCGCGACAUCACCUGCUGGGUACGUGCUUGUCUCGACAUGACGGAGGGUGUAUCGAUACCAACACCUACGCUUAGUCCAGAGCCAAAGUAUGUGCGAGGAAUAUCGUUUGAUAUCUCCCAACCACGCCUCACACCUUCGCCGGACGGAGUUCGAACUCCAAGAUCAACAUCGACUAUUGCAGGACCUCCAGGCCGGCGCGUUCAGAUCCCAACUCCCAGAGGCUCGCCCAUGUUCCCUUCCAAGGAGUUGAGGGCGAAUGGCAGGGCAACACAGUUGCAAGGCAUCAAUGGAUCGGUACAGGAGAACUCAUCCACCGGUGACCAACUCCGCGACAAGGCGUUCCCAUCAGCAUGUAACAUGAUCCAGGCUACAUUGGGAGCUGAUGCUGUCUACCUCGUCCAAGCGGGAUCCAACAAAUCGUUUCUUCCCCAGGCAGGAUCAGGAGUUUCUUGGAAUCUAUGGAGCUCCAAGACGCCGACCAAAGGCGCAGUCAGCAUUGUGAGUGGUGCAGAGUAUUUCAUGGAUCCUGGCUUGACGUUAGAGUGUUUGGCUUCGAGCUUACGCCAGCAUAUCGACGAACCUGUUUGUAACGCCCGGCGACAGGGAACAUCAUGGGUUUGUGCGGAGGUAGGCUGUAGACCUCAUCGAAUCCGGGACUUUCAGCAGGAGAUGGCGGAGCCAGUUUGGGAGCGAGAUUUACCCAUUAUCUCAGAGGCGAUGUGUUAUGUCCGACAGCUUAAAUCUGCACCUGAACGACAGCCUGGACAGUGUCCAUUGUAUAUUUGUUGCCCUGGAUCGGAAGAAAACAACUGGUUCGAGUCCACCCGCGCUUCUUCACGCUCGCCGGCUCGAGCGGAUGACCCUCUUCGUCCCGACCUUCUCUGUCACACGUUCCAAGGAACCCUGCCAGAGUUUGAGGCAGGGUCUAGUUCUCCUUACAGAUCUUGCGUGAUUAUGCCUAUCCGCUGCGCCUCCUCUGCAGACUAUACUCAAAUCAGAGAUGAGGAGCCUUGGGCCUACUUUGUCGUUUUGACUUCUUCCCCUACCAAGCAGUUCUUGCUACACGAGCGGAUUUACCUCAAGAACUUUGGAUCUUGUCUUGUUACUGAGGUCAUGAAGCGCAGAAUUGUGGCCGCGGAUAAAACCAAAGGGAUCUUUAUCAAGAAUAUCUCACAUGAGCUCAGGACGCCACUGCACAUCAUCCUGGGAAUACUGGAGCUCCUGCAGGCCAACACUGAAGAGACGCUGAGUGAGCAACAGCUCACGAUGCUGAGGUCUGCCGAGGCUUCUGGCGACAGCCUCAUUGACACUAUCAACAAUAUCAUCGACCUGACCGACCUGGACCCUAACAACCUGACCGAUGUCGAGAUCAUUCGCAAGCAGUUGUCGGAUUUGGUUGAGAGCGUAUCCGAGAUUGAUAUCCGAGAGCUGUGUGAGGAAGUCGCUGGAAGCAUGGCCAAGCGUUGUGUCGACAAGGACCUGGUCAUCAACCCUUCCUGGUCACCAGCACCCCAUGCGAGUUUGUUUUCUUCGAUAAUCUCAAUGCCUAGCCUCCACUCUGCUGCUGCUAGUAUUUCUGGUUCUGGCGCUGGUUCUACGGCGAGAGCCUUCUCCAACCUAACUUUGCCUCGGGCUUAUCUUGCGCCCGUGGGCGACUCUGUAGCCGAUCCCUCAACGACCGAUUCCAGGGCAGGUGUGGCAGGUUGCAAUAUAUGGUCAGACGACCACACAUCCUCGCUGGAGCUUCUUGUCGCGAUGGACGAGCCUGAGGAGACACCCGAGGAGGAUACCCACUGGAAAUUUAUGCUCAACCUUCCUAUUGUCACGCGCAUUCUUACCCAGCUCUUGGAAAAUGCGAUCAAGUUCACAACAACGGGGUUUGUAGAGAUCUCGGCAAUGUCACCCCCCUUGGACAUGUUCCCAUUGAGACCCCCACGGCCCGAUGCGCGACCUGUACUUUUCACGGUCCGGGACACCGGAAGUGGAAUCUCGCCGGAAUAUGUCCAGGGACAUUUGUUUGAGCGGUUCUCCCAAGAGGACCCAAUCCAUGCGGGAACUGGAUUGGGUCUGGCGCUUGUUAAGCUGUUGGUUGAGAGUCUGGGUGGGUGGUUGGAGGUUUGGAGUGAGGGAGUUGAGGGUAAGGGGUGUGUUAUUCGGGUUUUAAUCUGGGCGACGCCUUCCGAGAAGAAUAAGGGGGUACAGUCUUUGAAGGAUGAGGUGGGGCCUUGGCGGGGGAAGGCGGUUCGGUUCUUUGUUGGUGAUUCAGCUGUUGGUUCUGAUAGACUUUGGAAGAUUGUGGGUGAGCGGAUGAUGGGUGAGGACCUUGGGAUGGCUGUUGAGCGGGGUCAUGAUCAGGAUGUCGGUGCGGAGGAGAUGCUGAAAGGUUUGAAGGAUGGUUCUCCAUGCGAUCUGCUGGUUGUCAACGAUGACCUUGGACGGUUGGAGGCUUAUCUCACUCACUGGGGAGAUCAGCAUCAAAGAGAGUCAGGUGUUCAGGAUGGCCAGGAGGCGGCACUCAUUCCUAUGGCGACACCACUACUGAUGCUCACGACUGCUCACAAAGAGAAGAAGGCUCGAGCGAUGGUAGAUACGUACCUGAGGACCUGGAUGGAGUCUACCACCCCUCUGGACAAGCCUGUUCGCGUGGUGAUCAUGUCCAAGCCGGCUGGCCCACUCAAGUUGAUGCACUCCCUCCACGACUGCUUCUCAGACAGCAUUCUCAGGAUCAAGGGCGGCUGCUCUACCACCAGCAACAAAAGCGGACUCGACCAUGGCCUUCAGGCACAUGCAGGAACGACAACACUUUGCGAGAAGAACUGUGCCAAUACUGGCCCAUACAGGUUGAUACGGUCAAUCACGUCGCGUCAUACGACGACACUCUCGACAAUGGGCGGCGGCAUCGGCAGCAAUGGUCCAGAGUUCUGUUCUGCAGAGUCGGUCAUCAAGUCGUCGUUCAAGUUCCCGCCUGCGGUCGAGACGCCAGGACCGACAGUCGGAGGGCACUUUGGAGUCGGGAUUGGGUACUUUGAUAUGGCAUACUCACCCGGAGGACUGGUUGUUCCGCACAGUAAGGAGGAGGAUAACCGCGACGAGGGAGAGGUAGAGGAGGAGGAGGAGAAAGAUGUAUUUGCCGCGACGACGAAACCAGAUGCUCAGAAACAGGAAUUGGAAUUGGGUUCAUCUCUGGUGGAUUAUCGCCCUCCCCUUCCUCUUCCGACAAUGCUUGCAAAGAGGAGUUCGGGCCAUAUUGGCGGAGAUUUGCUUGACGAGAGCUUGCAGACGCCCCCACAGCCCACGCCACCACAGCCGCAUCCGGAUCAGCAGGUGCAGCAACAAGCACAUGGUCAUGGUCAUGGACACGGACAAGGACAGGAGCAACCGGCUGUGAAGCAGAAGGCGCGGAGUUCCAUUCGGAACUUUAUGGGAAGUGGCCAUUUGAAUAGGUCUUCUCGGAAGAUUGGCGCAGGAGCUUCUCCUGCUACCAGUACGGAAUCCCCGUUCUUAUCCUCACCGACUGCUGCCAUGUCCGGUCAUCAAGCACAUGUCAGAGACUCUUCCACCGCUUUCGGUGCCCUUGCCAACAACCCCAGCAGCAGCACCUAUAACAACGACUCAUCCUUCCCCUGGUCAGAUCUCCGAGUCCUAAUCGUCGAGGACAAUGUCACCAACCGAAUGAUCCUCCGAACAUUCUUCAAAAAGAAUGGCGUCAUCACCGUCGUCGAGGCUGAGAAUGGCCAGGUCGGCGUCGACCGGUUCGAGGAAGCAUUGGAGCGCCAGGGCCCUGAAGGAAGACCGGCGUUCGAUUUUGUGUUGAUGGAUUUGCAGAUGCCGGUCAUGGAUGGCAAUAUGGCGACGAAGCGAAUUCGCGAGGCGGAGGGGAGGGUGAUCAAGACGUCGGAAGGAAAGUAUUGUCCGUCGAUGAUCUUUGCGCUGACGGGUCUUGCGGGCGAGGAGGAUAAGCGGUUGGCGUUUGAGUGUGGUGUUGAUGGGUACAUGACUAAACCUGUGAGCCUCAAGGGCCUUGCCAACCUCCUCACCACCUGCCGUCCACCACCACCACCACCACCCUCACCAUCAUGUUCAUCAUAA
This is a messenger RNA of Linnemannia hyalina, 5148 nucleotides long. NCBI's taxonomy places the organism in Eukaryota, Fungi, Mortierellomycota, Mortierellomycetes, Mortierellales, Mortierellaceae. The record is from the annotation of a GenBank genome assembly.